AUGGCCCAACCUUUUGCCUCGCGCUCCUACGCGGGCGGCAAACUCCCCGACCGCUCCGUCAACGCGAACGCGCUGCCCUUCAGCGCUUCCUCGUUCUCGCGUCACCGCGGCCUAGGCGCGACGACAGCCACGGCACCGGGCGACUUCGGCGCGGAGGGAUUGAAGUCGCAGGGUGCGACUGGUGCGGCUCCGUUACAUGCACAGACACAUGGGCCUGGAGUAGGGACGGGGGCGAGCGUGGGCGCUGGGGCAGGCCCGUCGCAGGAGACGAAUCCGUUGAAUCGGUUGACGGAGGAGCAGAGGGAGGAGAUUAAUGAGGCUUUCACACUUUUCGACCUCGACCGCGACCGCCACCUCGACUACCAUGAACUCCGCGUCGCCUUCCGCGCACUGGGCUUUACCCUCGCAAAACAAGAACUCAUCUCCCUCCUAACAACCUACGGCGUGCCACGGCCACAAGUCCAAGCCUCCCAGAACCAAUCCGCCCAAAAUCCCCCGCAACCACAACCCUCCGCAAACAAAGCCACAAACCCGCAACACCCCUCCAACCUCCUCAUGCCGCUAACGGCCUUCCAAGCGGUGACCGCGUUAAAGAUCCUGGAGCGCGACCCGAGAGAUGAGAUUCUCCGCGCCUUCGAGCUUUUUGAUGAGGGGGGGAAAGGGUAUAUUGAUUUGGAAGAUUUGAGGCGCGUAGCGAGGGAACUUGGGGAGACGGGACUGGAGGAGGAUGAGUUGAGGGCUAUGAUUGAGGAGUUUGAUUUGGAGGGGGUUGGGGGUGUUACGAGGGAAGCAUUUGUUAGUAUUUGUUGGCAGUAA
Molecule: messenger RNA, 816 nt
Organism: Aspergillus chevalieri
Lineage: Eukaryota; Fungi; Ascomycota; Eurotiomycetes; Eurotiales; Aspergillaceae
Gene: cdc31
Product: putative cell division control protein Cdc31
Exons: 2
Coding region: 1-816 (271 amino acids)
Biological process (GO): spindle pole body duplication
Cellular component (GO): mitotic spindle pole body; half bridge of spindle pole body
Molecular function (GO): microtubule binding; calcium ion binding
Source: RefSeq, a predicted model, not a curated record